Molecule: messenger RNA, 1648 nt
Organism: Lactuca sativa (garden lettuce)
Lineage: Eukaryota; Viridiplantae; Streptophyta; Magnoliopsida; Asterales; Asteraceae
Biological process (GO): ethylene-activated signaling pathway; regulation of DNA-templated transcription
Molecular function (GO): DNA binding; DNA-binding transcription factor activity
Source: RefSeq, a predicted model, not a curated record
UGAACUCCACAAACCGGCCAUAUUUUUCUUAAAUCUAAUGAUAUACCAAGUCAAAUGCCGUACGGUGUGAACAAAUAUUCUUCAUCUGAUUCACGAACCCAGAGAUUUUGUUACUGUAGCAAUGACGGCUCUGCAAAAUUUCUUAUAAAGUCAUUUCUUUGAUGUUAACCCCAAAAAGUUUCUUUCAAUCGUCUCAGGUUAAUUCGAUCUUGAUUUUUGUCCUAUACCCAUCUCCGGUUCUUUUUAUUUUCUUGUGUUAUUUCAUGUUGGUUAUAAAGGUGGCGAACCCAAGAGAUUCCGGUGAUUUUUUCAGUUCUCAUCCUGAGAAAAAGAACGAUGAAUUAGAAGGAGGAGGAGGAGCUCCUCCACCACCGUCACCGCGUUUGCAGCUUCUACCGGGGAUGUUCACAUCGGAGUUUAGUCAUUCACAGGAGAUGUCUGCUAUGGUGGCGGCUUUAACUCAUGUCGUUUCUGGACAGACGUCUGGCAGUGCUGGUGUCGGUGUCGGUGCUGGUGUUUCUCCGACGUCGUUUUAUGGCGGCGCUGCAGCUUUGGCUGCUGGUGUUUUCUCUACGGAUUCACCGUCGUCGGCUUAUUCCUCUUCUAGUUCCGGUUCGUUUGCUGGGAAUAAGAGAGUUCGUGAACAAGACGAAACUACUGUCAAUCAAAUUUCAGAGCAACAUCAUCGAAGAUUUAAUGAAGGUAGAGAAGAAGAAAUUCCAUCUGCCAUUAUCACCACCACCACCACAACUACUACGGCGGUGAACACCGGAAUACAACAUAACCCGACAACAGAAGCAAAUCAAAACGAAGUCGCCGGAGAGAGGAGGAGGAAGUAUAGAGGUGUCCGGCAACGGCCAUGGGGAAAAUGGGCGGCGGAGAUAAGGGAUCCACAAAAGGCAGCAAGGGUCUGGUUAGGUACAUUUGAUACGGCGGAGGCGGCCGCCAGAGCCUACGACGAGGCUGCCCUUAGAUUCCGAGGAAAUAAAGCAAAACUCAAUUUUCCUGAAAACGUCACGCAGCUACCGCCUCAACAGUUCCAGCCAACCACCACCACCACCACCAUCCGCCAACAACCGCCAUCACCACCACCGUUGCAGCCGCUGUACUUCCGACCCCAACUUCAACAGUAUCAACUACCUGAUGCAGAUUACUGGCAAUACUCACAACUUCUACAAAGCCCAAUGAAUUCUCAUCUCCAGCAACCAUAUGAAACAAAUUUGUUACAGCAAAUCAUGUUUAAUGCUUCAACAAUGUCGUCUUUAAAUUCACAACCAUUCAUCUCUAAUUCGUCUUCAUCGGCAGAUAUUGAUCCCCAGUUUUUCCCAAACCAGCGGUUGCACUAUGAUUACCAGCAGAAUAUGGACGGCAGUACAGAUUUUCAAGCGGCGCCACCGUCAUCAUGGCCUUGUUCUGGUCAAUUCCCACCUCCUAAUCCUUAAAUUUCAAUGUCAUGUGACGACAGCUUUUGCUCAUGCAAGUACCAUUCAAAUUGUGUAUCACAAUUUGGAUUUUUUUUUUUUUUUUAAUACUUGUAAAUGGAAAUUAAAGAGAUAUGAUUUAAACAAAGCAUGAGACUAUGAGGGUUUUGAUGUUUAUCUAACAAAUUGAAACAUGGCCAUCUCCGCCUUCGACCUUCAUUUCCCCA